Molecule: messenger RNA, 2315 nt
Organism: Larimichthys crocea (large yellow croaker)
Lineage: Eukaryota; Metazoa; Chordata; Actinopteri; Sciaenidae
Exons: 2
Coding region: 161-949 (262 amino acids)
Source: RefSeq, a predicted model, not a curated record
UCCACACAUGCGCUGAAUUACUAUUUAUGAAUUCACACAGUAACACAAGUUUCAUUUCCAACCACAGCCAUAUUAGUCAGAACUUCCUCUUAUUAAAGAUAAAAACAAGACUGUGUUUUAGUAGUGUUACAUCACUGAACAAGGACCACACGCUGCAGAGAUGUUGCUUUACCUCUACUGUCUCCUCGCUGGAUGCUUCUGUCACAGCUAUACAGGAGUACCCAUAGUUACUGCACUGCAGAACUCACAGGCUACACUGCCUUGUCCUGAUACAAAGCAAGAUGUCACAUGGACCCGUUUCUUAAAUGGUAAACGUCUGACUCUUGUCAUUAUUAAAAAUGGCAAAAAGGAAAUAAUGGACGAGAACUUUGAUUCCCUGCCAGAAAAGUCACUUGUAGUAAAAAAGGUUUCAGCCUCUGAUUCUACAAUGUAUUUGUGUAAUCAACAAAAAGUAUAUCUUAACAUGACAACAGAUCCCAACAUGGUGGAUGCUGAAAAUGUACCAGUCACACCAAGAAACAAUGGACUGGGUUUUGGGCUUGGACAAGGUGAGAAGGGAAUAGCUGCAGAUGCAGAGAACCAACAUCCUUCAGACUUUUGGAAAAUACCUGUUGGUGCAGUCGUAGGUGCUGCAUUGAUGCUUUUGUCCGUCUUAACCAUGAGACUGAUCUCAAAGAAGAGACGAGAGAGAAACGCCAAUGUGGACAAAAGUGGAACUGAGGUGAUUUAUGAGGAGAUUCAAGCCGGCAUGCAGCAGCCGAGGAGGGAGUCUGAUGUUGAAAGUCCAUACUACUGUACAAGCUUCAGUGAAAUCCCAAGCACCUCCACGUCACCAAAUGAUAAUCUGUACAGCACUGUCAACAAGCUCAAAACUAAAGGACGCAGCAAUGAGGAGUGUGUGUACUACCUUGCUGAGGAUCCAACACAGUCAGGAAAAGUCAAUGAAUAAUCUGUGUUUUAUCUAUCGCACUUUGUGUCCUGAUAAAUGAUAAAGAAACUGUCUGAGGCUCCACUGACAGAAAAAUGUAAUUUCAAGAAUAGGUUUUAGAGUGAAAUCAGAAAAAAUACAAGUCAAGUCAAGUGGAUUUUUUUUGUCAUUUCAACCAUAUAUACACUACACAGUGAAAUGAGUGUUAUUACUAAGAUUACUUAUUCAGUUACUUUAAAAUUACUUGUGGAUCAUUGGUGAACCUGAGGCAGGCUGAAUGAUGCCUGGGUGCUCAAACAAGCCAUCUGUAAUAGCAACUACCUGUCAAUCAAAGCAACCACACUGUUAAUUAUGCAUAACUUUAAGCCUUAAUAGAAUUUGAGUAGGUCAGUUAAACUCAGUACAGUUGUAAUGAAUGGGGAAAUUGGCUAUAAAGACCAAAACUGUCUUUGUACCAAACUGUUGUUGAUGUUGAUUUCUGCUGUGAAGUUGGAUAUUAUAACAUGGGGGCUUAUGGAAACUGACUCGUUCUGUAGCCAGUGGCUACUCGAGCAACUACUUUUGACAAAACAAUUUGUCAAGAAACAACAGAUAGAGAGUAACAGAUAUGGAGGUGUAUGUACACAUGGAUAUAUACAGUAUGACCACAGUGGGUGUGUGAAGUAGAGAGGUAGAUAUACAAUUAAGUAGCAGUAAAGAUAAAAGGUAGGUGUGCAUGGAAACAUAUGCAAUGUGCAAUGUUGUUUUUAUGUUUUGCUGUUGUUUAACAGUCUGACUGCCUGUGAGAAAUGGGCAGAAAUCUCUUAAAAUAGAAUUAAUAUUGUUAUUGUUUUUAGAUGGAAACCUGUUUUGUCCUCUGAAAUCAGGUUGGGAGUCUAUUAUACUAUUGUGUUGUUGUUUUUAUUAGUGUUACUACUAAGAUUACUUAUUCAGUUACUUUAACAUGACUUGUUACUAUCCUUUUACACUAUAUAUAAUGAAUAGAAAUGCAUUUCACUGUGAUUACAUCUGUAUCAUUAUAUUUUACUAUUAAACUGACUGAUUGAUGUGAUCUAAUCAAUAAACCACCAUGUCAUAGCAUCCAUUACUUUUCAGAACAAAAUAUCUUGUGAAUGGAUUGGCAUGAACUUUGAUACGUUUGGUACAUUUUCACUAGGUUUGGACAAAUUUUGUUUGUCUGUCAUUAAACACAUUUUGUUCCAUGUUGUGUAAUGUUAAACACUCAGAAAUCAGCUGAUAAAUUGAAGUGUAAUGUAUGAACUAAAGGGUCAAUUCUGUGUCCACAGUCAAAUAAAAAAUCUCCCUAGUUUGAAUAAAUAUGCUUUAAUUGAUUGAAGUAUGAUUCAGCAUGAUUCCUCUUUUCAUCGUACUUUUCUGAACUUGUCAU